CAAAUCAAAACAAAGGGGCGAAAAAAGAGUAAAAAACAGGACGGUCCGCGGACAAUAAGACGAAGAAAGAUCCCUCUAUUUAUACCCCGCACGCAGGCAGGGUCCGGCGGCCUCGCUCGCGAGACGUCCGACGCGGCGCUUUUUCAGCGGCGAAAAAACGCGGGCGGCGGAGCCAAAUUUGGGUUCCGGGUGCGAUGCACUGAGUCCCGAAAUAGCCGCGAAACACCGAAGGGUUCAAGGCUGAGAUGACGCAAAAGUAAACAAAGGAUUGAGGCCGCAUUAGAGGAAGCCGCAGCAGCUCGCCCGCGCCCUCCGCGAGGUCUUCCAUUCACUCUCUUCUGGACUGUCGCCCCGACCGGAAUGCUCCUCUGACUGAGAGGUAGGCAACCCGCUUGGCCACUUCAAAAUCAGUUUUUAAUUGUUACAGCUUCAGAAUGUUGGCCAAUAUGAAGAGCUUCCUGCAGGCCAUCAUAAAUGUGUCCGAGAAGGCUGCGAACAUCGCCCGGGCUUGCAGGAGAGAAGCUCAGCUCUUCAGGCUGCUCGUCCAGGAGAAGAGCAACGAGGACAAGAAUCAGCGUUUUGUCCACGAUUUCAAAACACUGGCCGACGUCCUCAUUCAGGAGACUGUGAAAAACGAGCUCGGAACAAAGUUCCCAGAGUUGAUAGGCUUCAUCCAAGGCGAGGAGUCCAAUUUGUUCACCAACACGCUUGGUGAGACCAUCGAAGUCAAAGUGAUGAUCACGCAAGAGGACACUGCCGAGUUGUUGUGCAAAGUUUUGGAUGGUGAUAAAAGUGCGGCCGACCUUUUGGCCCUCGAAGUCCACAGAGACGUGACGGUUGAAUCUGAUAUUCCUAAUGAACUUAACGAUACAAACAAUUUGCUGCCGAUGGACACCAUUGGAAUCUGGAUUGAUCCAAUUGAUUCUACGGCCGAGUACAUCCAAGGAGCCGAGUGUUCACCCAAUUCCCACGGAAUUUUCACAAGUGGAUUGCGCUGUGCAACGGUCCUCAUUGGCGCCUACAACAGAAAAACCGGCGAACCCAUGAUCGGUGUGGUCAACCAACCCUUCUUCCAAGAAGAGGCUGAAAACUGGAGAGGUACUUAUUUCUGGGGUGUGAGCUGUGAGGGUGCCGUGCGAAACUCAUUCGGAGAACACCCGUCACCGACGAACGUGGCCCUCCUCAGCGGGAGUGAAACAGAAUCUCUCAAGGAAAGUCUUGGGAAACAUUUUGAACUAGUCGAAGCAGCCGGCGCUGGAUACAAACAGCUGUGCAUAGCUCAGGGUUCGGCUGAUGUUUAUGUGUUGUCAAGAGGGUCUACUUACAGAUGGGAUUCGUGCGCACCCCACGCAAUUUUGAAAAGCUUGGGCGGAGGAGUGAUCAGAUACUGCGAGGUUGUGGAGAAACUGCCCUCAGUGAUGGCGUUCAAGGGCAAUUUCGAGGACAAGUACGGUGUACGUUACCACCAGCAGGGCCGUAAGGGCUGGUGCAAUGAAGAGGGUCUGAUUGCUUAUGCAAACCAGACGAAUCUCCUCAGACUUCUAUCCUGCCUUUGAGAAUCUCUAUCCCAAAUCUUGUCUGAUAUAUAGUUUUAUCGUAAUUAACGCUGAAAUGAAAUAUGUGAAUAUCGUUGAUAUUUUUACCUCGGGACGGCCAAAUAAGAGAAAAGUACGAAACUUUUAAAAGACGCUGACAACAACUCUUCCUGUUAUUAAAAUGCUAGUUAUUUUCGUUAUUUUCCGGACUUUAUCUGAGAUAAAAAAACGCUUUCUGUGAGUUGCUGUGCAAUAAAUUUAUUUUAUCUUGA
Messenger RNA from Neocloeon triangulifer, 1807 nucleotides. It is a transcript of the gene Ipp, whose product is annotated as inositol polyphosphate 1-phosphatase. Gene Ontology annotation, biological process: phosphatidylinositol phosphate biosynthetic process. NCBI's taxonomy places the organism in Eukaryota, Metazoa, Arthropoda, Insecta, Ephemeroptera, Baetidae. The record is from RefSeq and is a predicted model, not a curated record. Gene Ontology annotation, molecular function: inositol-1,4-bisphosphate 1-phosphatase activity. Bases 435 to 1556 code for a protein of 373 amino acids. The transcript has 7 exons.